AUGGAGCUGGAAGAAGAGGUCAGUGGAUCAAUGGACCUGGGGCAUGGAGGGGGUGAGGAGGAGCGAGGUUUGCCGAAGUCCUUCUCCGUCUCCACCCUCCCCUACAGCUCCUUCUCCCAAGGGCGGAACAACUCGAACCUCAGUAUGGGCCCCAAGGCCUUGGGACAGUUAGCCGCAACUGCACGCAGCGUGGACAGUGGGGAGGGCUACCGGAGCGUGACUGGAGGCCGGAUCGUCACCGUCUCGGCUGCGGGCGUCGGGGAGGGAGGUGGCCGAGGGUCCGCCCAUGGUCACGGGUGGCAUCUGGGUCUCAUUGCAGCCGACUUUCUCCGCAGCCAGGACUGGGUGAUGGUUUCUGUGCUCCCGACGCCGUCGGCCGCCGCUUUCUCGUCCUCGGAGGCCCUGGAGUCUGCUUCGCCGGACGGCCCGAUGCAGGCGCCUGGGGACAGCGGCUCACCCACUCAGCAGACCGAGAACCCUGGCUUCGGCUGCCCUCCCUACAGCACGGACAGCAGGACGGACAGGGAGCCGUCUGACUCCUCUCACAGCCCCAGCCCGUCCUCCCCGCCCCAGGACCCUCUCCAGAGUCGCUUCGCCCCCGGGCCCGGACUCCCCAACAGCAAGGCCCCGUUCCACCUCUCCCCGACGGAGAAGUACCAAAGCUUCAGCUAUGAGGACGGCCCGGCGGGGAGCCCCAACCGCUUCCUCAAGGCUGGCAGGACUCCCUUCCACCCCUACAAGCGACAGUUCCCCGAGGAGGUCUUCCCGGAGCCCCACCAGGCCCUCACCCUGGACGGCCGCGCUUUCAAGAGCCCAGCGGGCGUGGAAGGCUUCGAAGAGCUGGCCAACCCCGGGGACACGGACUCCUUUGUUCCCGGCUUCUCCUCCGAGGCCUCGUGGUGCAACGGUCUCCAUUACCCCGGCCAGGAGCACGGGCCCCAGAUCAUGCAUGGGUCAGAGGUCAAGCUCAAACCAGCAGCCCCCUUGGAGGGGCCCCCCGGUCUGUACUGCUACCAGCCCUCCGUCCAGCAGAUGUAUUGCCCCUCCCCACCUUUCCAUCACCAGUAUUCCCCAGGUGCUAGUUACCCUGUGACCUACCUCACUUCCUCACAUUACCCCUACCAGAGAAUAGCCCCCCAGGCCAGCCCGGACUCCCAGCAGCCUCUGUUCCCCAAGCCCAUCUACUCCUACAGCAUCCUCAUUUUCAUGGCUCUCAAAAACAGCAAGACGGGCAGCCUCCCCGUCAGCGAGAUCUAUAAUUUCAUGACGGAACAUUUCCCAUACUUCAAGACUGCCCCGGACGGCUGGAAAAACUCGGUGCGCCACAACUUAUCUCUCAACAAGUGUUUCGAGAAGGUGGAGAAUAAGUCGGGCAGCUCAUCGCGCAAGGGCUGCCUGUGGGCCCUGAACCCGGCCAAGAUUGACAAGAUGCAGGAGGAGCUGCAGAAGUGGAAGAGGAAAGACCCCGUUGCUGUGCGCAAGAGCAUGGCCAAGCCAGAAGAGCUGGACUCGCUCAUCGGAGACAAGGCCGAAAAGUUCCGCCCUCCCAGCCUGGCGUGCGCGGGCCCGGGGCUGGCGGGGCCGGGCCUCCCCAGGCAGAUGACCACGGCGCCGGUGGCCCUGGGCGAGUCGGCCCACCCUUCCGCCCUCCCCCAGCCCCUCCACGUGCUCCACCCGACGCCAGGGCCCCUCCAGGCCAAGAACCCGCUCCUGGCCGGGCACCCCUCCUCCUGCUACCCGUCCGCCCCGCAGGGGUAUGCCCAUCUUUCUCCAGGUCUGGGGCAACCUGGGGGGCCCCAAACGCUCUUCCCCCCUGCCGAUGGGCAGGGCGAGCUCAGGGCCCAGCCCGGCGCCUCCCAGGACUCCCCCUUGCCUGCCCAAACUCCCCCCAUCCAUAGCAUGAAGAUGCUGACGGAGCCUUCCGCGGCCAGGACCAUUCCCGACGCCCUCAUGGCAGAAGGGGACCUGAGUAAUGACAUCGAUGCACUCAACCCCUCCCUCACCGACUUUGACCUCCAAGGAAACCUGUGGGAAGAGUUGAAGGACGACAGCCUGGCCCUGGACCCCCUGGUGCUGGUGAGCUCGUCGCCCAUGUCCUCUCACUGCUUUCCGGCACACUGCCUGAUGGGAAGCCACACGGGCGGCGGAGGCGGCGAUGACCUGAGCCCGCAGAACGGCGGGCCCCCGGGCGGCCUGGCGGACGUGCACCUCACCACCCUCUAUUCGGCCUUCAUGGACCUGGAACCGGGACCCCCGGCGUACCUCAACAACUCCAGCUCGAAGCCCAUCGCGCUGGUAAUCUUCUUCCUCUCUAGCGUCACCAAAUCCUCCAAUCCUGAGGCUGGCAGCAACCUUUAUAAGGUCAUCUGGUCCAUCCCCCUGCCCUGGGCAGCGCCGGGACACAAAAUAGUUUUCAAGCAGAGAGCUGAGGGAAUCACCGCCCAAAACUCUGUCACCUUUGCUACCAGCUCUGUUAAGUUUUCUCCUUUACGCUGGCUUUACAGCACCAAAGUAUCGGAAUCCAACCAUGGCCUCACUCCACCUCUACCUUGCCAGACCAAAGACUCCAAAUUUCCUCAGUUUAUCACAUGGCUGUCAUUCGCCCACCUCCAGCAGGGUGGCAAACAGGGCCAGAGGCCGGGUGAGUCCCGAGAGGCAGGAGGCGAGCGGAGAGAGCAUCUACUGACAAUGAUGAACGACUUGGUUUCCUCCCAGAGCUCCAACCCGAGAAGCAGUGACGUCCUCAAGCCAGUGCAGGUGGGUAGUCUGGGCCCGAGGCCCAGCUCGCUAAAUUGGGUGGUGAGCCGGCCCAGGGUUGGACACAAAUCUACUGGCAUCAACGUCCUUGAGGGGCAGCUACUGCUGGAGAGGGCACUCAGAGGUCCUCUAACCUUCCAGAGCCUGAGAGCCGGGUAA
Tachyglossus aculeatus (Australian echidna) is the source of this 2916-nucleotide messenger RNA. It is a transcript of the gene FOXN1, whose product is annotated as forkhead box N1. Gene Ontology annotation, molecular function: transcription cis-regulatory region binding; DNA-binding transcription factor activity, RNA polymerase II-specific. The transcript has 19 exons. Lineage: Eukaryota; Metazoa; Chordata; Mammalia; Monotremata; Tachyglossidae. The coding region runs from base 1 to 2916 and encodes 971 amino acids. Gene Ontology annotation, biological process: regulation of transcription by RNA polymerase II. The record is from RefSeq and is a predicted model, not a curated record.